Ostrinia furnacalis (Asian corn borer) is the source of this 1370-nucleotide messenger RNA. It is a transcript of the gene Atet, whose product is annotated as ABC transporter expressed in trachea. The transcript has 6 exons. Bases 60 to 1370 code for a protein of 436 amino acids. NCBI's taxonomy places the organism in Eukaryota, Metazoa, Arthropoda, Insecta, Lepidoptera, Crambidae. Gene Ontology annotation, biological process: transmembrane transport. Gene Ontology annotation, molecular function: ATP binding; ATP hydrolysis activity; ABC-type transporter activity. The record is from RefSeq and is a predicted model, not a curated record. Gene Ontology annotation, cellular component: plasma membrane.
CGACGUAAGCCCGUGUGGGGAGCGCGUGUGAUUUGUGUAACUUGUUUUAUGCUGGUGUGAUGCUGGUCAAUUGUAGCGGGACAUGGGUGCAGGGCUACCUUUCACACGAUGCGAAUGCAGCGAUGACGCCCGGCCUAAAGAUGGAGUCCAAGGGCACGCAGAUCCACCUGCCUCUGAUGGGUCGCGGCUCCCGCGGCGAGAUCACAGACAAGGUGCUGUUCUCGCAGGCCAAGAGCCCGCCGGUGGCUGAGCAGCUCAACAAUGGACAGCUGAUGGGUGGCUCUCAAAUGAACCUCUGCAAUGGCGGCGCGGGCACAGCAGCCAUGACAGGCCUGGUGCCCAAGAUUCCUAACGGCUACGGCGACCAGAAGAAACCCAUGGCGACCCUCACACACCUCCCCAAAAGACCUCCAGUCGACAUCGAAUUCUCUGACCUCUCGUACUCAGUGAGCGAAGGCAGAAAGAGGGGGUACAAAGCCCUCCUCAAAUGCAUCAACGGUACAUUCCGGUCUGGAGAACUGACGGCCAUUAUGGGACCUUCGGGAGCGGGGAAAAGUACCCUUAUGAACAUUUUAGCUGGAUACAAAACUUCAAACGUCAGCGGAUCAAUACUUAUAAACGGCAAAGAAAGGAACCUACGGCGGUUUAGAAAACUAUCAUGCUACAUCAUGCAAGACGACUGCCUCCUACCACAUCUGACUGUCAAAGAAGCAAUGAACGUAUCAGCUAACUUGAAAUUGGGGAAAGACAUGACCGUCACUGCCAAAAAGAUUGUGAUCGAUGAGAUUUUAGAAAUGUUAGGCCUCGCUGAGGCGAGCGACACUAGAACGAUCAACCUAUCUGGCGGCCAGAAGAAACGGUUGUCAAUAGCUUUAGAGUUAGUUAAUAAUCCGCCUGUGAUGUUUUUCGACGAGCCCACGUCUGGGCUGGACAGCUCGUCAUGUUUCCAGUGCAUAUCGCUGUUGAAGUCGCUGGCGCGUGGCGGGAGAACCAUCAUCUGCACCAUCCAUCAACCGUCCGCUAGGCUCUUCGAGAUGUUCGACUUUUUGUACACCCUGGCUGAAGGGCAAUGUAUAUACCAAGGGAAAGUGAGCGGGCUGGUCCCGUUCCUCUCGUCUAUGGGCCUGCACUGUCCCAGUUACCACAACCCGGCGGAUUACGUGAUGGAAGUGGCGACGGGUGAACACGGCGACUGGGUGCACAAACUGGUGAUGGCGGUGAACAAAGGCAACUGUGGGCGAGGGCAGUCAUCAUCAUCAUCGUCGUCGUCAUCGGUCCCGCAGAACUUGAACUACAACAACCUGAGCAGCAAGAACAACACGCAGAAGGCAGAGGCACUGGAAAUUGUGAUAGGUAAAGGUGAGCAGUGA